Messenger RNA from Corylus avellana, 593 nucleotides. Its product is annotated as calcium-binding protein PBP1. Gene Ontology annotation, molecular function: calcium ion binding. The record is from RefSeq and is a predicted model, not a curated record. Lineage: Eukaryota; Viridiplantae; Streptophyta; Magnoliopsida; Fagales; Betulaceae.
CAAUGGCAGGGAUUGGCAAAGGGGCUGUUUUUGAGGACUUGCUGCCGGUGAUGGCUGACAAACUGGGUGGCGAUGGGCUUAUAAGGGAGCUCUGUAAUGGGUUUCAGUUGCUGAUGGACAAGGACAAGGGGGUGAUCACUCUGGAGAGCCUGAGGAGGAAUUCUGCGCUUCUGGGUCUUCAGGACUUGAAGGAGGACGAGCUUGUGAGCAUGGUUAAGGAGGGUGAUUUGGACGGCGAUGGGGCGCUAAAUCAGAUGGAAUUUUGUGUCUUGAUGUUCAGACUGAGCCCUGAGUUGAUGGAGGAUUCUCAGUUCUGGCUAGAGGAGGCCGUAGAAGAGGAGCUCAAGCAGAAUUGAUAUGAUCAGAACAGGGCAGUAUUUUGCAGAUACAAAACAGAGGGAGCCGAAAAAUAACAUUUUGAUAUAUUUGUAGAGACAGAUUUCUUUUUUUUUUUUUUUUUGGUUCCUAUGUUGGCUUGUUUCUUGUAAAACAUUGCCUUGGCAUGAUGUUCCACCUGACUUUACUCUGUUCUUCAUUCUCUCCAUUGUUAUUCAUGUUGAAAUUAAAGAGAUAGCACAUAAAAUUGAAAUAAA